GGGAUACCUGCUGUUCACACCUCCUCUUCGCAUAUUAUUUUUCUUCUUCUUAGUAUUAGUGGUUGAGUUCUCUAUAUCUCUAUCUCUCUAUCUAGCUAUAUAUAUACACACACACGUACGCGGGCUCUAUCUGCUUUCCUCUUCACACAAACGCCCAUCUCUGUGCCUUUCUUCUUCUCUACUGCUUCCGUUUGAGCUCACCGAUACCCAUUUUUUCGCGUAGCUGGCCUUCUUCCGCCGUAUUUACCCUCCAACAGUCGCAAUAACCCCCUCCCCCCCCCUCCUCCUCCUCAAGAAAUCCCCAAAACAUGUUCCGCGGUGCUUCGCUCAAGGCGGCAGCGGCGGCCAUCACCGGCGUCUCGCGCAUGCACUACAGCUCCCUUCCCGAUCUCAAGUACCCGGCGGAGCUGCCAAAGCUGAACUUCGAUUGGAAGGACGGCAUUAAGCCCGUCUUCAGCCCCCGGCAGAUCGAGCUGCACUACACGAAGCACCACAAGGCCUACGUGGAUAAGCUGAACAGCAUCGGCAAGGGCUACGAGGGGAAGACGAUCGAGGACAUUGUGCAGGCCACGAACGGCCACGCCGACAAGAAGGUCGCCUUCAACCAGGCGGCGCAGCACUUCAACCACACCUUCCUGUGGAACUGCUGGACACCGAACGGGACGGCGGUGCCGAAGGAGCUGGAGGCUGCCAUCGCGAAGCAGUUCGGCAGCCUGGCGGACUUCAAGACCGCCUUUGAGCAGGCCGGCGCGGGCAACUUCGGUUCCGGCUGGACGUGGCUCUGUGUGAACCCCAAAACGAAGGAGCUGGAGAUCGACAACACGAGCAACGCCGGCUGCCCCAUCACGAACAACCUCCGCCCGAUCUUCACGGCAGACGUGUGGGAGCACGCCUACUACAAGGACUUCGAGAACCGACGCCCGGACUACUUGAAGGAGAUGUGGAAGGUGGUGAACUGGGAGUUCGUUGCGAAGAUGUACGCGCAGGCUUCCAAGUAG
Leptomonas pyrrhocoris is the source of this 998-nucleotide messenger RNA. RefSeq names its product putative mitochondrial iron superoxide dismutase (FESODA). The coding region runs from base 309 to 998 and encodes 229 amino acids. The transcript has a single exon. The record is from RefSeq and is a predicted model, not a curated record. Gene Ontology annotation, biological process: superoxide metabolic process. NCBI's taxonomy places the organism in Eukaryota, Euglenozoa, Kinetoplastea, Trypanosomatida, Trypanosomatidae. Gene Ontology annotation, molecular function: superoxide dismutase activity; metal ion binding.